AUGCCUCCACGGAGGCAAUGGAUUGAUAAAAAGUCUGCCACCACCUAUCAGCUUUUCCACAGGUCGCAAAAUGACCCUUUAAUACACGACCCAGACGCGGACGAUAGAAUCCUUCACAAGAUAUCCGGUACUCCAACAACGGAAUCAUCUUUGAAACCUUCAGAGCUUCCAAGUGGACAGUCACAUUUUGUUGAAGCGACGCCGGUGAAGGGGAAAGGGAAGAUCAAAGGCAUGAGGCUUGAGGAGGCAUUGAAGGAAACUUCGCUUGAUGAUGUAGAGGAUCUUGCGUCGGUUCGCCAUCACGAUGCGCUUUCCACGGCUUCAACAUAUUCUCGGAAACAAACAUAUCAAGACCAACAAGAUGUCCCAGAUGCGAUUGCUGGAUUUCAACCAGAUAUGGAUCCUCGACUAAGAGAAACCCUGGAAGCCCUUGAGGACGAUGCAUUUGUUGAUGGUGACGAAGAUGGUGACUUUUUUGAGUCUCUGGUGCAAGGUGGGAUAGAUGCUGAAGUAGAUGCAAGUGAAUGGAGGGAUACCCAUAUUGAAGAUGACGACGAAGGCUGGGAAUCAGACGCAACGGAAAAGGCAUCAAAACAACCAAGUGUAAGCACCAAAGCUGCUACACCACCCGCGAAAGGACCUGUAGACGAUGAGCACAUCCCAGACACAGCUGCCGGAGAGGGAGACUGGCUUCGAAAUUUCGCCCAGUACAAGAAAGAUAUGAAAUCCAAGCCCUCCGCAACCUCUACACAGAGAGAAACCGUCUCCGUGUUACAUGCUGGAACCGUGGCAUCUACAAUGUUCACCGCUGGCGGGACCCCCAUCCGCAGAAAAAAACGCAAGGGGGCUCUCACCAACCCCUCUGCGUACUCGAUGACCUCAUCAUCUCUCGCGCGAACUGAGGGCCACCGUCUUCUCGACGAUAGGUUCGAGAGAAUCGAAGCGCUCUAUGCGGUCGAUGAACAAGGCGAGGACUACGAUGGCUCUAGCAUGGCCGAUGACAUGUCUGUGGUCAGUGGGAUGUCAACGGUCUCUGAAAUACCAAGUCUGGUUAGCGGUGGGACACCGCUUCGGUCAGACUUCAAUCAGAUUAUGGAUGGGUUCUUGGAUGGGUGGGAUGAUCGUGGCGUGCAUGCUAAAAGGAAAGGGCCGAAGGGGAAGAGGGGAAAGAAUGGAAAUGAGGUCGUCGGAAUUCGGAUGCUCGACGAGAUUCGACAGGGUCUGGGACCGGCGAGAUUACCUGGGAAAGUAUAG
Molecule: messenger RNA, 1254 nt
Organism: Histoplasma mississippiense
Lineage: Eukaryota; Fungi; Ascomycota; Eurotiomycetes; Onygenales; Ajellomycetaceae
Exons: 3
Coding region: 1-1254 (417 amino acids)
Biological process (GO): ribosomal small subunit export from nucleus; ribosomal small subunit biogenesis
Cellular component (GO): preribosome, small subunit precursor; nucleus; cytosol
Source: RefSeq, a predicted model, not a curated record